CGAGGAGUCUGACAUUUACGCGCGGGGAUAUCUACGCAACAAAACAAAACAAAAACAAGUGCACUUGUUUUGCGGGGAUAGUUGCCAUAUCCACGGUAGCUGCCUACAUACAUCAGUUCUUUUGCGCCUUCUGCGUCGCGAACCCGUCCUUCAGCAGUCAUGUCCGAGGUUCUGCCGUACGGAGAGGGGAAAAUGAGCGGAUACGGAGCGGACAACGAUGUCAGUCAGAUGUCUUUCAGCUGCGGGCUGCAGGACACCAACUCGUUCUUCGGAGCGUCGCAGGCGAAAAGACCUCCAAAACUGGGACAGAUCGGCAGAGCGAAGAGAGUGGUCAUCGAGGACGACCGAAUAGAUGAGGUGCUGAAAGGCAUGACCGACAAAUCAUCACCGGGCGUUUAAACCCGCGCGAUGCCUUGCAGACAUUUCAAUUUUUUAUCACCGAUUCGAAGCACUUGUCGGUUGUGCAUGUGAAGAAGAUUGCAAAGAGAUGGAGAGACGGUGGCACGACGCUCGAACCACGAGGAGACUAAACUAAAAAGGGCAAACGCGAAUAAAAGAAGGGAGAGACGGAAUUUCCUUUGGUGUUUGCUGGCAGUUCUCCAAUAUGAACGACAAUGGAAGCUUUGAGGAAGAUGUCGGAGAUGUUGUUGAGGCUGCCCGCUGCGGCUCAUCUGUGAAUAAGGAUGGAUGGACUUGCCAUUAUUAUUCCACGACCAUCAUCUUCCAAAAGCGCUGUAAGCAACACGAAGUUCAACCGAAGACUGAACCGCAUCUUACGCUCUGUUACUAUAGAUGGAUGUACAGUAUCUUAGCUCAAAGACCUUCCCCAUAACACACAAACACGCACACGCGCACACACAUAUGUGGAUCUGCCUUGAGCGUCGACUUCAAUCCG
Messenger RNA from Sinocyclocheilus rhinocerous, 895 nucleotides. RefSeq names its product calcium/calmodulin-dependent protein kinase II inhibitor 2-like. NCBI's taxonomy places the organism in Eukaryota, Metazoa, Chordata, Actinopteri, Cypriniformes, Cyprinidae. Gene Ontology annotation, molecular function: protein kinase binding; calcium-dependent protein kinase inhibitor activity. The transcript is spliced from 2 exons. The coding region runs from base 160 to 399 and encodes 79 amino acids. The record is from RefSeq and is a predicted model, not a curated record. Gene Ontology annotation, biological process: negative regulation of protein kinase activity.